AUGUUCGACGCUAUAUCCCGGAAGCCCAUCCCGCGCAACGAAGAUGUCGAGGACUUCUCGGUAUCAGGGAACAACGACUUAAAAUUGAUGGUCGUAGGUGACUCUAUGACUCAGGGCCAUGAAGGGGACUGGACAUGGCGAUAUCGAAUUUGGCAGUGGUUCCAGGAGCAGAGAAUCACCACUAAUUUUGUCGGUCCUUACACCGGCACCGUCCAGCCAGACAGCCCGAAGCCACCAUCACCUCCACCUCUUUAUGGCUCCCCCAAGCCUAGAAAAGGCGUCAAAGUAGAUGGCGGCUAUGCGCGUGGCGCUUUAGACGACUUUGAUAGUCACCAUUUUGCUGUUUGGGGUCGGACCGCUGCCACGGAUAAGAAUCUGAUACAGGAGGUUCUGAGGGCUUAUCCGGCAGAUCUAAUGCUAUUGAUGUUGGGGUUCAAUGAUCUGGGAUGGCUUCAAAGUGAUGCCCCUGGAACCCUUGAUAGCAUUAAAACGUUGGUUGAUAACGCUCGUAAGGUUAACCCCUACCUUAAGUUUGCUAUUGCCAAUAUUCCUCAACGGGCGAUGAUGAAUGGGCGUGAGGAUUUGCCUCGUUCCACACGUGAAUAUAACGAUCUAUUGCGCAAUGUGAUCCCUCAGUGGAGUACGGCCGCCUCUCCUAUUCAUUUAGUCGAAGUCUGUGAGGAAUAUGGCUGUGGGCCUGAUGGAUGCCCUGCAGGUUAUGAUGGCCUUCAUCCGAAUGCUACUGGAGAAUAUGAAAUUGCACGCGCAUUCUCACUCACUCUGGUGAGAGAUUUUAAAAUUGGCUCCACCCCGCUGGUAAUACCCAAAAACAUACCGAAGCGGUCCUUACCUCGCCCGAAAAAUUUCAAGGUAGUCUCCAGCCCCGGGGGCGUUACCGUCUCUUGGGAUGCAAUAUAUGGUGCGAUGAGUUACGAUGUUAGAUCUAGGAUAUCUGGAGUUACGGACUUCCACACCGGCAGUGUCUCUUCAAAUCGAUGGGACGCUCAAUGGACCCAGGAAGGCUGGACCUACGAGGUCCAAGUUCGUGCAAGUGCAGGCAAUACACUUAAAGGCCCAUGGACUGUUAUUAAAUCAGCGAAAUCAACUCCUAAAACAGCACCUGGCCCCGAUAAUGUGCUGAUCAAUGCCACCGCUACCGGGUUCGAUGUCUCAUGGGACUCUUGUUCUAAUGAUUUCAAAGUUACGGAAUAUGAAGUUUUGUACUGGGAUAAAGAUGAAGAAUAUACAUUCAUCUCUAGUGCAGGCUUUGAAGAGUCCCCAGCACAUGUUGGCGAUCUUAUUCCGGGACACCAUUAUCAACCUGCUAUUGUUUCAUGGAACGAUGCCGGUGGAGGAUUCCCCAAGAUGAUACGCAGUGUCACUGUCGGCCGAGGCACUCCUCCAGUGCCUACUGACUUGGAAGUUAUUGCCAAAGAUGCAACAUCUGCUCAUAUUACGUGGACUGGUUCUCCUAUUGCGGCUGGUUAUCAACUCUGGUUCCGUAAUGUAAAUGAGCCAGACAGCGUGCUUUGCAAGAUCAAUGGAACUGAGAGCAAGCCUUCCAGUGACCAAUAUUUUCUGGUACCUGGUGUUUGGAACUUUGAGUGGUGUGUUAGUGCCUUUAACGGGAGUGCCGAGUCAGACAGGUGCAAAUGUGUGCUUGCUCCGCGUCCAUCUAAUUCCGAUUCAACUAUGUCAUCUAGUGGCUGCUCUGAACAAGAUAUCAACUCGGUUCAUGAUUCAGACAAGGUUGAAGAGGCUGAUGGGAGGCCAACAAGUGGGCACAAACAAACACCUUGUAGCACUGGCUCUCACUGCGGGACCCCUAGAGCCGAAAGGGAAAACUCCUGGGGGGUCCUAUGUGGUACAUGCGGCUAUAUCGAGGAAAAUGAUGCUGGCUACAUCAGCUCUGGCGUUAAUCAUCAAUCCCAUGAGGACAGAUGCUCUAAAGAUGAAUGUAAGGAUCAUGACUGUGCUGAUGCAGACUGCUGGAUACACGUCUGUAGUCAUGCUGGCUGUAAAAAGGUGAAGGAGAGCUCUUUUACACACUGA
Nannizzia gypsea CBS 118893 is the source of this 2052-nucleotide messenger RNA. Its product is annotated as fibronectin type III domain-containing protein. Gene Ontology annotation, molecular function: phosphatidylcholine lysophospholipase A1 activity; protein binding. The record is from RefSeq and is a predicted model, not a curated record. The transcript has 2 exons. Bases 1 to 2052 code for a protein of 683 amino acids. Lineage: Eukaryota; Fungi; Ascomycota; Eurotiomycetes; Onygenales; Arthrodermataceae.